AUGGCAGUGUCCCUUGUGCGCAUGAUGCGCCUUGCCCUGGGUGGGCUCAUGGCAUUCACUUCAAUUGCCUCCGCACUGCCUGCGCAUCAAAAUUCUCGCCGGACAGUUCAGCCCCCCGACAAUGAUCCGUUCUACCAGCCGCCUGCUGGCUUCGCAUCCAUGGUGCCUGGGACAAUCCUGAACCAACGCGACAUCACUGCCGCGUUUUUUGGUCUCAUUCCAGUUGAUGUUGAAGCCUAUCAGUUACUUUACCGUACUACUGCAAUCAAUGGCUCGGCCAUUGCAACAGCUACCACGGUGUUCAAGCCGAAGAACACUAAGCUCGAUCGUUUCGUUUCCUUCGCCACGGCUUAUGAUAGCUCUGCAACGAAAUGUCAGCCUAGCUAUUCCUACCAGCUCGGUGCGUCACAGGACAGUUUGAUCGCUGCGGUCGAGCUAUUGAUCAUUGAGAUCUACCUUGCUCUUGGUUAUACCGUGGCUUCUCCCGACUACGAGGGACCCGAUGCUGCCUUUGGACCUGGUCGUCUCGCAGGUAUGGGUGUGUUGGAUGGUAUCCGUGCCGUAAAGAGCUUCAAGGCCUUGGGUCUCACCGAUAACCCCAUGGUUGUCGGUGUCGGAUAUUCGGGCGGUGCCAUUGCUACCGGGUGGGCAGCCUCCUUGCAGCCCAAAUACGCGUCAGAGCUGAACAUCAAGGGCUGGGUGCAGGGUGGAUCUCCCUCCAACCUUACAGGCACAUUGUAUGAGAUUGACAACACAGCCUUCAGUGGCUUACUUCCCCCAGCUUUUGUUGGUCUCUCAAGACCAAGCGCCUACGGUGCCGACCUAGCCCCUUUCCUCAACAAGGUCGUAACGGCAGAUGGUCAGAAGAUACUGGGCAGCGCCGCGUCCCAAUGCUUCACUGCGGAUCUCGCAACCUUCUUUGAACGCUCAAUUUUCGCCACUAGCUUCCAAACUCUAGGCACGGAUUUCGUUUUCGACCCGAUCGUUCAGUCAGUGUUGAAGCAGAACACCAUGGGUGUCAACAAGGACGAGACCCCGACAGCUCCAACAUUUGUUUACCACACCACAGAUGAUGAAAUUAUCCCUUAUGUCAACGCCAAAACUAUGGUAGAUUCCUGGUGCAGUUGGGAUGCAAAUGUCAAGUUUACCACUUAUUCCAGCGGUGGUCACGCAACCACUGAAAUCAUUGCCAUCCCCGACGCCAUCCAAUUUGUCCAGGAUGCCUUUGCUGGCACGACCAAGAAGGGCUGCACCACGAGUACUGAGUUUGGCAGUAUUCUCAAUCCGUUUGCUCUUGGUGCUGGGCUUGAGCCUAUUUUCACAAAGCUCAUUGAUGCGCUGACCCAUUUGGGUGACCGGGACUCGAAGGUCAAGAGUGACCCCGUUGGAGUGCUUAACACAAGCCUAUAA
Molecule: messenger RNA, 1410 nt
Organism: Penicillium digitatum Pd1
Lineage: Eukaryota; Fungi; Ascomycota; Eurotiomycetes; Eurotiales; Aspergillaceae
Product: Lipase, secreted
Biological process (GO): lipid catabolic process
Molecular function (GO): triacylglycerol lipase activity
Source: RefSeq, a predicted model, not a curated record